AAGUAUAUAAUACAUAAGAGAUGGAUAUUAUGCUGUAUCAGUACAAAAUAAGCGACCACGUAAAUGAAAGCAUGAUUAAAACGACUCAUUUUCCUAAUAAACUAUCUUAACUUCAUAAAAACAUCACGAUAAGCUGGAACUUUGUAUAUUUAUUGUACAAUAAAGGUAAUUAUUAAAAGUAGUCUGAGACUGAGAAAAACACCACUUUUGAACAUAUCCCAAGUAAAAAUGCAUCAUAAUACAUGACUUUCAAACUACUUAAAAUGGUUGUCUCUACGAUUGAUAAAACAGUAGUAAGGCCAGUCACAAAUUGGGAGAUUAAGAAUUUUUCCCUAUAAUUUAGAGAUAAAAGAGCUAUUGCGGGUAUGGUUAACAUUACCCAGUUAAAAAGUGAGGAAAUAUUUUGACGUCAUUGUGUCAACGUUUGUCAGAUUUUAGCAUUUAUAAAAGCACCAACCCCCGUAAGGAUUCCUCCUGUCAUAUUUCGUCAGUAAUCUUAGUAUUCAGAUUUUAUCACUGCCAUUCUGAUGAGACUACUACAAGGGAUGUUGAACUCUAAAACGAAAUGAAACGUAGUUUAAAGAUUAGUAAAAUGACCUCCAUUUAAUAAGAUUUUUUAGGUGCUGCCAUGUCAGCUCCAAAUGACUACAAAAAUCUUGAACUUUAAUUACCAACAAUAACAAGUUUUUCUUUUUCUGGAGAAGGUCUUCAUAAUUUAAGAGAGUAUUUAGUAAGCGUAUUGAUUAAAAGACAAACUAUUUAAUCUGCUAAUGAUUGCUAAUCAUAACCAAGGGAUUUUUUUUCUUAAAUUCUUUAUUUAUUAGAAGGUAAUUACAAUGGAUGAUCGAGAACAGCCGCAUGCAGAAGUUGUAUUCAUGGGAGAAGGCAGAGUGGGAAAAACUGCCCUAAUUCAGAGAAUAAUCAAAGGACCAAAUUCCAAUAUCUGGGACGAUAAAUAUGAACCGACUAUCGAAGAUUCAUUUAUUCGAGAGUUUGUAGUUAAAGGAAAUUUGUGUCGACUGAGACUUAUCGAUACUGCAGGCAGUUAUAUGUUUCCAGCAAUGAACAGACUAUGGCAUCGAAGAGGUUCUGCUUUUGUACUUGUUUGUGCUAGAGAUGACGCGUCAAGUUUGGAUAGAAUUAAAACCAUUCUGAAAGAAAUCCAAGAAGAGAGACCAGAAGACUACAGAAAAUUAAUUAUAGUUAUAGUCGUCAACAAAAACGACAUUAGAGAAAGUGAAUGGUUAAUAACAGAUGAAGAAGUAGAAUCAGUAGCAGACGAAUCACAAAUACCAUUUAGUUCGAUUAUUUCAGCAUCAGCCCGUGAUAACUACGGUGUCAUAGAUAUUCUAAAAGUGAUGUGGAAAAAAAACCAAGAAGCUGGAGAAAAUGGAAUUAUUUUUGAUCCGUUGCCUCCUCAUGUUGACCUAAACGAUGGCAGAAGAAGAGCAAGUGCGUUUGCAGUGCUCUUUAGGAACUCAUCAACCAAAGGAGCAACAGUUUUUCAUAUUGAUGGCAGAGAAGGUCCGAGACAUUCGUGUACACCAACAAGCAACAGAUUAGCAAUUAGUACGAGUACAAAUUUAAGUAAUGAAAGUUCGUUUGGAACGACAUUUAUCAAAAAACUUGGACGACUAAGUCUUGGAGGACAUCGGAAUACCAAACGAGACAAAACCAACCUAGAACCUGCUGUCAUUAAACUAGAUUGUACUAUAUCCUGAGACUAUGUUAUAUUUUAAAAACUGAUCUGUUAUUUGAAUAAGUGAAUGCUUUUUAAAGAUUUCGAACUUUUCGCCUAUCUAACCGUAAUGAAAAC
Molecule: messenger RNA, 1816 nt
Organism: Trichobilharzia regenti
Lineage: Eukaryota; Metazoa; Platyhelminthes; Trematoda; Strigeidida; Schistosomatidae
Source: the annotation of a GenBank genome assembly